Messenger RNA from Catharus ustulatus (Swainson's thrush), 839 nucleotides. RefSeq lists its product as uncharacterized. The coding region runs from base 1 to 702 and encodes 233 amino acids. NCBI's taxonomy places the organism in Eukaryota, Metazoa, Chordata, Aves, Passeriformes, Turdidae. The transcript has 4 exons. The record is from RefSeq and is a predicted model, not a curated record.
AUGGCAUUCUCCUCCUGCCGCUCCCCCCGGCAGUGUCCCCGCUCGUCCAGCACAGCCACCUCCCGCUGUUACCGGUCCGGGGCAAGCCCUGGCCCCGGGGAGCACCGAGCUGGCCCAGCCGGGACACUCCUGAGCGCCCCAGCCCGGAGCCUCCCUCCCUCAAUACCCGCAUUAUUUCUUUUGCAGGAGGAGCGCGUUUGUUCUCCGUGCCCGAAGCGCCGGGGACGCGCUGCCCGCCGGGGCGAGAGGCUGACAAAGGAAGGCGGAGAGGGGAAAAACCUCGUCCCAGUGCCCGCAGCUCCGGGAGGAACCCCGGACGCCCCGGUGGAAUUUGGGGAGCAGCUGCGGAGCGAGCCCGGACCCCCGCCCGGGGAACCCAUCCCAGUAGCCGAAGUUUAUAAAAUUUCUGCCGGCGCGGGGAGAGGGUCGCGGCAGCGCGGACAGAGCCGGACACGUCUGCGGCCACUGAAAUCCCCGCAAGGUUUGCUUGGUGCUUCGGAGGGCUUUUGCUUUCACAGCCUCGCUGGCAGGGCGCUGGGGAACACCAAGGAACCCACUGGAAACACCUCAGCCAGCUCCAGCAGGGCCUGGACUCCAGACACCACUGUCACCAUUGGAGAGCACCAGGGAAGAGGGUGGCACCAUCCCAAGGACACGGACUGGAUGAUCCUUUCCAGCCUGGCGGGUUCUGCCAUUCCCUGAGCAAGGCAGGAGCGAGGGGAGAGCCCAGCAGCACCGGGAAAAGUAAAAAUUCUCCAAGUGACGGGGAGCAGCUCAGCCAAUUAGGAUUUUAAUUCCCCUCGUUAUGCACGGCCAGUCAAUAAAUUCUGCACCAAGCA